AUGCCGCUGGCCAGCUCCAGCGCCCCGACCCUGAUGGGCAUCCCCAGCAACCUGGCCACAAUGGGCGCCUCCAGUGCCCCGGCAACGAUGGUCACCUCUAGCGCCCCGACCCUGACGGGCACCUCCCGCACGCCCACUCUACGGGAGCGCGCUCGGGCCCUGAUGCAGGACUUCCCGCUUGUGGACGGGCACAACGACCUGCCUUUGCUUCUGAGACAGUUUUUCCAGAACAAGCUGCAGAAUGUGAAUCUGUACAAUUUCAGCCUGGGUCAGACCAACCUGGACAGGCUUAGUGAUGGCCUUGUGGGUGCUCAGUUCUGGUCAGCCUACGUGCCAUGUGAGACCCAGGACCGGGAUGCUGUGCGCCUCACACUGGAGCAGAUUGACCUCAUUCGCCGCAUGUGUGCUGCCUAUUCUGAGCUGGAGCUUGUGACCACCGCAGAAGGUCUGAACAGUACUCAAAAGCUGGCCUGUCUUAUUGGUGUGGAGGGUGGUCACUCACUGGAUAGCAGCCUCUCUGUGCUUCGAAGUUUCUAUCUGCUGGGAGUACGCUACCUGAUGCUCACCUUCACCUGCAGCACACCCUGGGCGGAGAGUUCUACCAAAUUCAGACACCACUUGUAUACCAAUGUCAGCGGGUUGACAAACUUUGGUGAGAAAGUGGUGGAGGAAAUGAACCGUUUGGGAAUGAUGAUAGACUUGUCCUAUGCCUCGGACACCUUAGUGAGGCGGACCCUGGAGGUGUCACAGGCUCCUGUGAUCUUCUCCCACUCAGCUGCCAGAGCUGUGUGCAACAAUACAUUGAAUGUUCCUGAUGAUAUCCUGCAGCUUCUGAAGAAGAAUGGUGGCAUCGUGAUGGUGACACUGUCGAUGGGGAUUCUGCAGUGUGACCUGCUUAGCAACCUGUCAACUGUGGCAGAUCAUUUUGACCACAUCAGGGCGGUCAUUGGAUCCGAAUUCAUUGGGAUUGGUGGAAAUUAUGAUGGAUCUGGCCGGUUCCCUCAGGGGCUGGAAGAUGUGUCCACAUACCCAGUGCUGAUAGAGGAGUUGCUGCGCCGGGGCUGGAGUGAGGAAGAGCUUCAAGGAGUCCUUCGAGGAAAUCUGCUGCGGGUCUUCAGACAAGUGGAGCAGGUGAGAGAUGAAAGCAGUGGGAAGAGCCCUGUGGAGGCCCAGAUUCCAGACAGGCAGCUCAGCAGCACCUGCCACUCCCACCUCCAGCCUCCAUUGCCCAAUAAGCACCAGGGUUCGCACCUGAAGGUGACCAAGAGGCCAUUCAAUCAGGACCUCUGGAAAUCCUCCAAGUGCCCACCGGGCCCCAUGCCAGGCCUUGUGGCUGCUGUUAUCUCCCCAGUCCUCAUCCUCUGUCUCUGGUGA
Messenger RNA from Dipodomys ordii (Ord's kangaroo rat), 1374 nucleotides. It is a transcript of the gene Dpep3, whose product is annotated as dipeptidase 3. Bases 1 to 1374 code for a protein of 457 amino acids. The record is from RefSeq and is a predicted model, not a curated record. Gene Ontology annotation, biological process: proteolysis. The transcript has 10 exons. Gene Ontology annotation, molecular function: metallodipeptidase activity. NCBI's taxonomy places the organism in Eukaryota, Metazoa, Chordata, Mammalia, Rodentia, Heteromyidae.